GCCUUGUGAAAAUGAGAACUAUUUCUUGCGAUCCGGAUAGUUUCUAUAUUGUCGAUAAGAAAUUGAAUCUACGAGAGCGAACAUGAAACUGACUGUGGCUUACUUCAUUGCAACGUUAGUUGUGGUUCAAGGACAAUUCCCUCUUCGAAGACGGGUUUCCUUCCGUGAUACAGAAUCAAUAGUUUUCACAGCAUUUAACAGAGAUGAAGCAAAGGGAUCACUUCACUAUGCACCAGCCGAUCCUGAUUCCCAAAUUGUUUCUGAUGACUUUUUGAACUCCACAAGACUCGUUUACACCGCAGACGACGAUCCUACCGAAUAUUGGGGACUUGCUACAAGCUAUGAAACUGGACAGAUUUUCUUUAACAAUUAUGUGUCUUCUCAACUAGUUGUUUUAGACGUGAGUACAAACAAAUUGGGGAUUGUUGCUAAUGAUAUGACAUCGCGUCUUGACAACAUAGCCUUUGACAGAGUUACAAAAAUAUUGUAUUGGACGGAUACUGAGAACAAUAAAAUCAUCGCCAUUGAAAAAAAUUAUAGAUAUUUCACUGUCAUCGCGGACUUGGAUGACCUCUCUCCUAAUGCUCUUACUAUUCAUGUCACUAAAAGAAAAAUAUUUUUCUCUGUCACAAAGAGAAGCGGUCAAUAUAUCUCUGGUACCGAACUACGGAAGUGCAACCUCGAUGGGUCAGGAAUGGAAACUCUUAUACUAUUCCCAGAUGUUAUUUCUCCUAGAUCAAUGACAAUUGACUACUCAAAUGAUAAGCUUUUCUGGACGGAUCGAUCAAUAUUUGGAGAUUCAGUUGUCAUGGCUAGUGACCUGAACGGAAAACUAACAAAACAGUUCUUUUCGACUUCUACUGGAAGUUUUUGGGGCAUCGCUUAUUAUAAUUCAUACUUCUACGUCACUGACAUGGUCAAUAGAACUGAAUCCGAAUAUGACAUUCACAUUAGAAAUUCGGAUGGAAGAACUGGAAAAGUAGUCAAAACUAAAACAAGGCCAAGAAACAUAGCAGUAUAUGCUCCAAACGAAGUUUCAAAAACCAAAAUUCCAAAUGAAUGUGAAUCGAACAAAUGCAAUCAAUUAUGUCUUGCAUCAGCAGCAGGUAGAAGUGCAUGCAAAUGUGCUGCGGGAUUUACCUUAAAACGUGGAACAACAUGCGAAGCAGAUGCUCUUGACGAUAACUAUCUGCUUAUUGCUGACCUUGCUCAUCGUCGAUUAUUUCAACUUGGUUUGACAGAAUUUGGAUCCAACGAUAUUGUUGCUGUUGACAUAAAAGAUGCACCGAAUGAGAAACUAUAUGCCGGGGUUGAUGCAAGCAAUGGCGAAAUUGCGUGGUAUAAUCUCGAAACGGAUGAAAUUGUAUGGAACGACAAAAAAUUUUCGUUUUCUGGGGCUGUAAUCAGCUUCGUUGUUUAUCAUUGCGAGAGGAAACUAUACUGGUCGACAGGGACUGGAAUUUAUAGUUGGGACGGAAGAAGGUUCUCAUCUAGUACACGAAUAUACAGCUUGCCUUUUUUUACAAGUUCCGAAGUUCGACAAAUAGAAAUAGAUAUUAUUCGUGGACAUAUAUAUUGGGUUGAACAUGAUCAAUUAACAAAAAGAAGUAAAGUGAUGAGAAGCAAUCUCAAAGGAGAAAAACAGGAAACUGUUUUAAGAGAUAUUGCAACCUCUAAAGGAAUUACGAUCGAUUAUGAAUCUUACACUUUGUACGUUUUGUCGAUGGUUGCAGGAGAAUUGUAUUCACUUCCACUAAAACUUAUGGAGAACAUACCAUCGCAAUCUGCUGGUCACUAUCAAUACAAAAUUAUCAGACUCAUUCCUAUUUUGAAGGAAAACACCUUUGUGCUUUCCGACCUCGUUGUGGUCAACGGAUGGGUAUACAUUUCUGACUCCCGUUCAGCAAGCAUACGCCGUUUUAACCUACGCUCGGGACCCUCAUCUAUGGAAACAUAUGGCCCAAAGGCAUUUUAUUAUGUGCCGACUUUAAAAUUUUACAAUAGACAACAUUAUAUGAAGAACAUAAGAGAUAAAUGUCCCGGCGCAAGAACCGCUACCACGACAACAACAACCACGACUACUACCACCACUACUGCGUUUACAAGAAGAUUUAGAGCACCAACUACACCAGAAACUGUAAUUUUCACUAGACGGCCAUCUAGAAGAAAUCCGCCGAGACAACAAUCAAUUAAGACGAAUCCCAUCGUUACUACCAGUGCCCCCCGAAAAUCAGUAGUCGAAACCGGAGCUAAUUGUGACCCUCUCUUGAAUUCAGGCAAAUAUAUGGAUUAUCUCACAUGUAUGCUUGCUGCUUAUAAGCCGUAGCUUAUAUAUAUAUAAUAUGACUACACCAGGCUGUUUCAUUCUGACUAACUUCUAUGUGUAUAACGAAUUUUCUUCUUGUCUGCCGUUAUUUGUCAACCAGUGUAA
This is a messenger RNA of Styela clava, 2431 nucleotides long. The record is from RefSeq and is a predicted model, not a curated record. NCBI's taxonomy places the organism in Eukaryota, Metazoa, Chordata, Ascidiacea, Stolidobranchia, Styelidae.